This is a messenger RNA of Anthostomella pinea, 1797 nucleotides long. Lineage: Eukaryota; Fungi; Ascomycota; Sordariomycetes; Xylariales; Xylariaceae. The record is from the annotation of a GenBank genome assembly.
AUGUUGAAACCGAACAGACAAGGCCCGGCGGACACGCAUUCGCAGGCCCCGACCAUCGCGGCCAGCAGCAACAGCAUGGCGGAAGACGAGAAGGGGACCGGCUCCAUACCCUCCGUAGCGGACAGCGCAAGCUUUGUGGAGGACCAGCCGGCCGUACCCACCCGUGCCGACCAUGAGAAGAACUCGGACCUAGCCAGACACACCACAGCCCUAUCGCAACCUGGCGGCGAGCCUCUACGGGAGGUUGAGACGCGGGAGGACGGCACCGCAUACCCAACCGGGACGAAGCUGGUCCUCAUCACCGUCGCCUUAUGUCUCAGCGUCUUCCUGAUCGCUCUCGACAAUUCCAUCAUCGCCACCGCCAUCCCCAAGAUCACCGACACUUUCCACAGCUUGCCAGAUGUAGGCUGGUACGGAAGCGCAUAUCUACUCACGACCGCCGCUCUGCAGCUCCUCUUCGGAAAAUUCUACACCUUCUUGAGCAUCAAAUGGGUCUACCUGGUCGCCAUCGCCAUCUUCGAGCUCGGCAGCCUGAUCUGCGGUGUCGCCCAAAACUCGGUGACGCUGAUCAUCGGCCGUGCCGUCGCGGGUCUGGGCUCGGCGGGCAUCUUCUCCGGCGCCCUUCUGAUCCUGGCUUACAGCGUGCCCCUGGCCAAGCGACCUCUCUACACUGGCCUUAUUGGGGGCAUGUACGGCAUCGCGUCCGUCGCCGGGCCCCUGCUCGGCGGUGUCUUCACGGACAAGGUCACAUGGCGGUGGUGCUUCUUCAUCAACCUGCCCAUCGGGGCCGUCACUCUCCUCGUCAUCGCCCUCUUCUUCCCGGACCCGGUGCGCCCUAAGCCGCAAGACGAGCCGCUGCUCGACCGCAUCAAGCGCUUCGACCCCGUCGGCACCUUCGUCUUCAUGCCCGCCGUCGUCUGCCUGCUCCUCGCCCUGCAGUGGGGCGGCACGACCUACGCCUGGAACAGCGGCCGCGUCAUCGCGCUCUUCGUUGUCUUCGCCGUCCUGUUCGCCGCCUUCCUGUACAUCCAGUACGUACAGCAGGAUAACGGCACCGUGCCGCCGCGCAUCAUCAAGAACCGCAGCGUUUUGGCGGGCGGCAUCUUCUCCUUCGGCAUGGGGUCCAGCUUCUUCCUGUUCGUCUACUACAUUCCCAUCUGGUUCCAGGCAGUACAGGGCGCUAGCGCCGUCGACUCGGGCAUUCGUAACUUGCCCAUGUUGAUCAGCGUAGUCGUGCUGUCGAUCCUGUCGGGCGGCCUGAUCUCGACGUUCGGCUACUAUGCGCCUUUCAUGAUCCUCGGCAGCGUCCUCACGGCCAUCGGCGGCGGCCUUCUGACCACCUUCAGCCCGAGCACGCCCAGUCCCGUCUGGAUCGGUUACCAGAUCCUGUACGGCGCCGGCGUGGGCAUGGGCUUGCAGCAGCCGCUCAUCGCUGUGCAGACCGUUCUCGACAUCAAGGACGUGCCCACCGGCACCUCGGUCAUCAUCUUCCUGCAGACCAUCGGCGGCGCGCUCUUCGUGAGUGUCGGCCAGAACAUCUUCACCAACAAGCUCAUCUCGGAGCUCGCCAAGCGCGUUCCGAGCAUCAAUGCCACCGAUGUGCUCGGUGCCGGCGCGACGAACCUGCAGAAGACGCUAUCGCCAGACCUGAUUCCCGCGGUCGUCCUCUCAUACAGCAAUGCGCUGACGAGUGCCUUCGUCGUCGCUACGGCCCUUGCUGUCUUCACGAUCAUCGGCGCUGUGGCGAUCGAGUGGAAGAGCGUCAAGGGGAAGAACAUCGAGAUGGGCAUGGCUUGA